Paramecium sonneborni is the source of this 1009-nucleotide messenger RNA. The record is from the annotation of a GenBank genome assembly. Lineage: Eukaryota; Ciliophora; Oligohymenophorea; Peniculida; Parameciidae.
AUGAACUAAUCAGGUUGGUUUUCACUUGAAGAUAUAGAAAUGCAACAUUAAAUAGAUGCAGCUAAUCCUCCAAUUAUUCGUGAGAGAAAAUUACCUGAAAAAUUAGAUAUGGAUUCUAUUCUCUCACAAUAUUAAUCAAUUGAAUUAAAUCCAAAUUUGAUUAAAUACAUAGUUAAUGAGUCUAAUACAAAUGAACAACCUUAAUCCAUUAAUCUUAAAUCUAAGAUAAAGCUGAGAUGUGAAGAAAGAGAUUUAGAAGGUAAUCUUGUAAAUAAGGGUACUAAUAAUAUAUAAGCAACUAAAAUUUCUAUGGCAUCUACUAUUCCAUAUAUUUAAGGUUUAAAAUCUGCUUUUCUUUCAAUGAAGGAAGGAGAUAUUGCUUGGUUUAAGUUAUCUAAUGAAUAAAUGUAUACUGAAUAAGAAAUUGCUAGUGGAAUCACAGUUCAAAAUUUAUAAAAAUACUUCAAAAUUGAAAUCUUAGAAGUUACUCAACCAGAAAUACCAUUAGAUUUAAAAAAUUUAGAUAAGUAAUUAAUUCUAACAUAUUUUUAGUCGUCUUAAAUAAAUGGAACUAUUUAAAAUUGAAGGCAAUUAAUUCUAUCAAAAAUAAUAAUAUUAAAGUGCUUUAUUAAGAUACCAAAGAGGAUUAAACUUUCUUGAAAAAUGGCCCAAAAAAUAUGAAGAUAAUCCUGUUGCUAUAGAAGCCAAAAGAAACUCUUUAUUAGUAUUAUCUAGUAAUAAGGCAUAAUGUUUAAUAAAGUUAUAAGAUUUUAAAUAGGCCAUUUCUGUUCUUGAACCUAUAAUUGGCUAAAUGAGAAACAAAGUAUUUAUUUUAGUUCAAUUUUAUUAUUAGCAAUAUGAAGUUAAAAAUUAUUAUAGAUUAAUAACCUGUCUAAAAGAAAUAGAUGAAUAAGUUAAGGCAGAUUUCUAUUUUAGAUAAGUUUCCCAUAUGUGCUAACUAUCACCAGAAGAGAAAAAGCUUUUUUAAUCUAUUAAAAUUAAAAAAUGA